UAAUACUCGUUGCUCUGUUCCCCAAUUCAACCCACCUAACUCAGCCGCUUGAUGUCAGUUUUUUCGGACCAUUGAAGAAGCACUGGCAAAGUCAAAUCCUGAAGUUCCGGGCAGAACAUGGAAUGGUUCCAAUCAGCAAAUCACAAGUAUGUCCUCUGAUGCGAGAUGCUCUCAUUAGUUUUACAUCAAAAGAAGCAGUUAUCCGGAGCGGCUUUAUGCGUAGUGGAAUUUAUCCGUGGUCACCCGAUGCAGUGGAUUACUCCUCUCUACCAUCUCAUGCGAAUGAAAACGAAUCCGGAAAGGAAGCGCUGCUUUCAGAUUCACCAGAAAUGAGGUUGAUUCGACUGCUAGAAAGCAGACUCACCAUACAGCAAUUUGCAGAAUUUCAGCAGCACGAGGAAUCGGUUACCUGGCCCGGCAAUAUCACGGACACCAACCUUUUCUACGUAUGGAGGAAUUUAAAAAUCAGUUGCAAUGAUCUCUGCAGCAAUGCUAAGUCUGACAAUGCGGUCAAUGAUGAAGUACAACAAAUAAGGGGAGGCGAACUUUCGGACGAGGAGAGCGAUUUCAAGGGAUUUUCAGAGGAUGAAAUGAAUCGUGCAGGUGUUGUACCGCAAAACGAUUCCUGCCAAAUAACAUCUCUAGCUAGUACAUCCUUGAAAGAAGUUGAACCGGAGCAGAACAACAGCGAUAAGGAGAACGACGUUAAUGAUGUGGCAUUCAACAGUUCAUUCAGCCUACCGACGACUACGAAAACAACCCAAAAGCGGAAGGUUUUGCGGCCACCGACUGUCGCAACAAGCAAGGAAUUUGCUUUGUUCAUGGAAGCAAAGGUGAAGGAGAAAGAAGCAAUCGAAUUUGAAAAACAGCAAAAGCGAAAGGAGCGUGAAAUUAAAAAAGCACAAAAGCUAGCAGUUAAGGAGGACAAGAAAAGAAAGCCUAAGAAGCCGCGUUCAUCUUCGAAGUCACAAUUGCAGAAUGUGCGAAACUGAGAAACAAUCUGUUAAAUUCGGUAAACAUAAAAUUAAAGGCGUGUAAAGUAAAGAGAGAGAAAAGACUAACAGAAAAGUAAAACAAGAAAAGAAAAUCUAAAAAGCCACGAAAACAGCUUCAAACACAGAAAUGUACGAUUUGUAAAGAAACAUUUGAAAUAAAAGUUAAAUAAAAAAGCAUUUUGUUACUUUACUUACAAAUGACAGAAACAUCAUUAGCCAUCGAGCAAAUAGACAAUAUUGGUAUUCAUGUUAUCAUAUCCUUUUUCGAGUUUAAAAGUUGUAUGAUGUCGCUACUGAUCCGUUGUCUGUUUGUUUGUGCUUGUCACAUUAAACAAAAUAAUAGGUUGAACAGUUUGUUUCUAGGAAAAACAUCAAUUUAGUUUUGGGAGUUCUUUUGGAAAUUCUGUACCAUUUUGAGUACAGUGGAAGCUCGUUAUAACGACAACUUUUAUAGCGACAAAAACUCUCUAAAACGACAUUUUUCGGUCCCUUGAA
Molecule: messenger RNA, 1490 nt
Organism: Aedes aegypti (yellow fever mosquito)
Lineage: Eukaryota; Metazoa; Arthropoda; Insecta; Diptera; Culicidae
Exons: 2
Coding region: 123-992 (289 amino acids)
Source: RefSeq, a predicted model, not a curated record